AUGUUUGGAAUACUGGACAAUAUGAACCAAAAGAUGCUCCCGAUGAAAAUGCAUUAUUACUUUUACUCGGGAUGUAAGUAUAAUUUAAUUAGAAUUAAAAUUAUUUUUUCUUUCUUUUAUAUAUCAGGUUUUUAAUGUAGUGAAGAAACUAUUUGUUUUACUGAUAAUGCGUUAUUUUUCUUGGAAAUUUUUUUUUUUUGAAUCCGUAAAAAGUUCCGGUUUUGUCCAUUUGAUUAUUUUAAGUUAUUUUCGAAAUUCUCAUCAGUUUUAAUAAAAUCGAUUUUUAUGAUUUUCUUGAAAACUCUUUCGGUGAGUGAAAUCCUCUGAUUUUUUCUCUCGCGGUAUACUCGUAUUACUCGUACUACGAGUUGCCAAAUUUCUGCUUGUGUACAAUGGUAAUUUACUUAUAUUUUUCGAAACUCUUAUAGAUUUAUUUUUUCUAAUAAAAUUUUUCGGUUAGGCCAUAAAAAUGCUCCAAAGUUAUACUCAUUGUAUCUUAAAAGAUGUGGAUUUUUACCCGUACAUUAUUUGAUACAAUUUUCUAGAUUAUCAACAGUUUUUCUAAAAUAUAACAACGAAUGAUAAUACACUGAAUACAAAGAAAAUUACAAGAUUAUAUCCUUGGUCUGACUACGACAAUUGAUGUAAUUAUUUUUACGUCUAUAAUUUUACCAGUUUACCAAGCUUCUGCUUUAUUGAAGUAAUAUUUCUGGUAGAAAAUAUCGUGCUUAAAAAUUUGAAAUUAAUGAAAUCGAUAACUCCGCUGUGCAUCGUAAAUAUACCGGAUAUUUUUUUUUGGUUUUUUGCAAUUAUUAUGAAAACUUAUUGGAAAUUUAAAAAAAUGACUUCUUCAGUACACCAAUUGAAAACAAUUUCCUUUGAAAAAAGAUGUUAUACUUGGUACAUCGAUGCCAGUUUUCCGUUCGAAAAGUUGGUUACAGACACAUACAAAAAAAAAAAAACAUUUUAGUAAAACUAAUCCUCGUUACGCUGUAAAUCUAAACGAAAUGCAUAAAUAAAUAAUCUAAUUUAUUUUGAACAUUCUUACCGCGAUUAUUUUUUUUUUAUUUAGUGUCAAUAAUCAAUGAUCUUCUAAUAAACUAUAUUUUGUUUUCAGGUAUAGUGUUGAUUUUGGGUUACGGUUCCACGUACGCGAAACAAUUGGGAUAUUCGAAAAUUACCGUUGCAUAUAUAACGACGUGUCUGUUUUUCGUGUCUAUGAUGACAAAACCGAUUAUUGGGGCUUUAGUCGAUAAGUUUCCCAUAAAGAAAUACAUAUUCUUAGGGUUCAUAUUUUUGACCGGCAUUUCAUCGUUCUUUUUGAUGUUCGUGCCAAAAUUGACAGUUGAAACUGGUUCUGAACUUUAUUGCAAUACAUCAAAAACCAUAGUCAAAAUAUAUUCCAAUGAUAGUAAAAGGCUUUCAUUUUGCGAUAAGAAAAGACUUUCGGAUAAGCAUGGAGAUAGGUUGGUCAAUUGCAAGGUAUUUUAUCAAAAUAUCUUAAAUAUAUAUAUAUAUAUAAUGUUUAAAUAAAUAAAUAUAUGUAUGUAUACAGGAUGAUUUAAAGUGUAUGUAACAACCAUUUUAUCAUUUAAAUAUUUAAAAGUUGACCCCAAAAAAGACAGAAAAAAAAAUAUACAAUUAUUGUGCGUAAAUUAUUUAUUUUAGAUGUUUGUAUAUGGAAAAAAACUUUUAUAUUAUACAUUUUUAUCUAUUUUGAAUAUUUACAUGAUGAAAUGGCUGUAACAGAAAUUUUGAAUUAACCUGUUUAUAUAUAUCCUGUUUAAGGAGUUAUAUAUGGCUACGGUAAUUCGAUGUUUUUAUCACUGUAAUAUUGUCCGGCAUAGGCGUGUCUAGAAAUAUAUGAAUAUAUCGUUUUUAAUUACACUUAAACAUUUCAAAAGUCAGAAUUAGAAUAUAUGCAUAAUUUACGUUUAAAGAUUGGGUGAAUAUGCUUAAUAAAUCAUCCUUCAUAUACAGUAAAAGCCGUUUAUUAGGAACACAUUGGAACCGAGAUGAAACGUGUCAAUUAACCGAUUGUUUCUAAUAAGCGAUUGGUUUUAAUACACGUUUUAAUAUACGACCGGACCGGACGGACCGUCCUUUACGUUUUAUUUUAAUAACGCGGUUGCAACGAUUAUCUGUGUUUCUAAUAAGCGACUUUUACUUGAUUAAAAAUAAAAAGAAUAAUCAAGUGUUACAUCCUCAUUUUCCAUAACUUAACACAUAAAAUGUUAGAGAGUCAAAUGGUCUUUGGACGAGCCAAACAUGGACGAAACUGGUAAUUAUACGGUUUGUAACAAAAACACGAAAAAUCCCAUUGGUUGUGACUUGGUGAGAGGCUGAUUUUGCUGUUAUGGUCAUUGCUAUAAUGGCCUAUUACACCCGUAAAGACACGGUUUAAUACCGGUAAAAACUGGUACAAACCGUAAAAAAUAUGAUAUUUAAAUAAUUUUAGGGAACCAAUAUUUAUAUACGUCACACCUGCCAACCCAAAACCAGUUGUCUAGGUUAAAAUGUAGUAAAACAUCAUUUAGACCCAACAUAUCUAGUAUCUACCAAAAUAUCACUGAAUACUAGAUAAAUAAGCAGUAAAUGAUAUAUUCUAGAAAAAAACGUAGUAUAAUAUUUUGAGUAGUUACUGCUUCUAGGUACGUUUAGUAAAUUUAUUUAGCAGAAUACAUUUUUAAAACGCUUUUUAAAAAUUCAAUCCUUGAGAGGGUAAAAUAGAGCGUUUAAGAUAUUUUCGGUAUGAUAAUAUCCAAUUGUUUAUUCAUUUAUUUUUGUUUAUUCAUAAGUCACCUUGGAGAAAUGGAUGAUAAUUUGAUUGUCACGGACAAGAUAACUAUUAUUAUUAUUAUUAUUAUUAUUUAUUAUUUAUACUAUUUAGCAUUAGCAACGCGUUGUCGGUUCAGCUAGUAAUAUGAAGUUAGUAAUUUUUAGUUAAAAAUCUGAUUUUAAUUGUAACGUUUUUAUAAUUUUUGAUACGAACCAAAAUCGAUAAGAGUGUGCAGUUACAAUACCUGGAUUUUAUAUUACAAAUAUUAUUGUUCUAGUAGUUAUUAACACUUUUUAUCAUUUUCUUGAAACUUUAAUUAUUUGUAAUUUCUUUUCCGUAACGGGCUUGUAGUAGAAAAUAUUAUUAUUUUUUUAUUUUCAAUUUAAUUUUGAAUCGUCUUGGUUCGAAUAGUAUUAAAACGUAUAUCGUUUUUCAAUUAUUAAAUUUCCAAAAUUAUGUCUAUUCAAGACCAUACGAGUUCAAAUUAUUGUAUUUUUGACAGGAUAACUAUACGCAAUGCUUUUUUUAAAUAAAUAUUAUUUUAACAUUGGUCGAUUCAUGAUCGUGUUAGUUAAAGCCCGUUAAAAACCUUUUAAAAAUAAAAAUGAACAAUAUUGUGAUUAUUAUGACAAGUCAAUCUGACACUUUUUAAACUUUUGCUAUGCAAUCAUAUUUACAUCUUCCAUGGUUCAAAAAUCGAUUUGAUUACAGUGUAAAUAACAAUAUACGUAGUCUGCAGUUUAUUUUUAAAUUUGUUUAUUUUUAAUCACUGAUUGAAAUUAGAAUAAUAAAAUAUAGCUGUACGUGUUAAUUUAACGAAGUAGUACAUAAGCCUCGGAUUUGUGCAUUAAAAAAUUUCGAAUACAUUAAUUUUUACACGGGUUUUUGUAUUUUUUUUUUUAGUUGAAUUGCAAUAAUAAUGACGAUCUGCUAUUUUCCGAAAUGAUAAAUUCUUGGAACGCAGUCAAAUCCAAUGCGCAAAAUGUAACGAACAUAAUGAGUGACACUAACAACAUCAGCGAUGCGGAAAUUAAAAACGUCGAUUUAAAAGUGUAUUUACACUUUCACGAUUUUAACCCCGGGCAGGUGAGGGAACACAAUUUUAUUAAUUUCAGUAUACAUAUAUAUAUUUAUGCAAAUAUAUAAUAAUAAAAUAUACACGUAUUCGAAAAUGUCGUAAUCCAAAAAAAAGUGAAAAGUGAUUAAUGAGAUUUUUGACAAAUCGUGUACAAAAAACCUAAUUAUUGAUAAAAUAAGGCAACCUAUAUUAGUAAUCAUGUUCUCAAAGAUAAUUUUAAAAUUUCAAACGUGUUUGAAAAAUUCUUCAUUGAUCUUGGCAAAAAUAUCGAAAAUAUUUUCAAACAACUAUCAUAAGGUAAUAUUAUCAUUUCGUUGAUCCGUAUUUUUUUUUUUUUUACAAUCAAAAGUUUUAUUUUAAUUAAAAAUCGGCUUACAGAUUACUGGGCCUCACUCAGAUAACUUGUGUGGAUUAACUUUUAGUGUUAAGAUAUGGGGAAACAUCUUUGAUAUCCAUUUGAACAAAAUUAAAAUUUAAGAGUUAAUCUAGAGUUUAAAUUAAAAUUACCUGGAUUUGCUUAUACAACAUUUAUAUUUAAAAAACUUAGUGUAUUUGACUUUAAAAAACUAUUUAAACUAAAUUUACUCCUGCUAUUUUUAAACAUAAAAAAUAUCUCCCGACGUGCCCCCACACUUACAACACUAGAUUUAAGGAAAAUGUUAAUUUAGUUACUGAAAAAUGUGACACAAAUUUUGUAAUUAAAAGUUUUCUUAGUUAUACAAAUGAACUUUCUAGGUCAUUUAAUUGAAAAAAUUAUAAUUUUUGUACCAUAAACUAAUUUAAAUAUAAAGGAUAAUUUGAAAUUAAAAUUUAACUACCCUUAAUCCUAUUGAUCUAUCUCAACAUUCAUUAACCAUCAAUAACACUCAAAUCUCUAUCUUGUAGCAUUAGGUUAAAUUAAUAUUUUAAGUCUGUAAUAUAUGUAUUGUUCAUUCUAUUUUUAGGAAUUCGAAAUUUCCGAUAGAAACAGUCGCUUAAAGGAGAUAUUAAACCUUUAACAAUUAUAAUAUUUGUUACAGUUUAUCUUAUGUUAAUUUUAUAAAGUUAAAUAAAUAAACAAUAAUAUUAAUUAAAAAAAAAAAUUAUAAUUUAUUAAUAUUGUUUGAAACCGUGGUUGAUUUUAUUAUACUAAUUAUGUUACAGAUGGGUUCGUACGAUUUCUAUGUUAUGUUCGCUGAGCUAAACAAUUACACAAGAUUGACGUCGCCGUACUGUCAACGAUCAAUGAGAAUACCGUGUCAACUGCACUGUUCGAACCAAGCGAUCAUGGAGCUGGCGACAGUGACGAAACCCCAAGAAGCCAUUCUCGUUUUGCCCGAGUUUUGGGAAUACUUUCUUCUGCUGUGCUUGUUUUGGAUCAGUUACUCGAGCAUAUGGACUAUACAAGAUUCGAUAUGUUUCGACCUAUUGGGUAAGCAUACCAUAUACAUUUAAAAAAGGGAUAUUUGACGUGUUUGCAAUCAUUCGUAGAAGACAACAGUAACGAUUUCGGAAAGUUAAGAUGCUGGACGUCCAUCGGAUGGGGAUCGGUGUCGAUAUUCAGUGGUUGGCUAGUAGACUUCUUCAGCGCCGAUGAAGUAUACAAAAAUUACACGCCCAUAGCCUACUUAGUACUAUCGUUUACGAUAAUGAAUUUAAUUUUUACAUCCGACAUAAAAGUACGGUAAACGAAUGUUUGGCGUUACAAUGCUAAUAACAUUAAUAGGUAUUUUAUACGGUUAGGUGACCGAGUUGGACAAGAAGACCGUAGAGGAAAAAUCUUACCGCGAUAUACUUGUGCUGUUCACAAAGCUCCGAGUCAUAUUUUUCUUCACAUGGAUAACAAUGUUGGGCGUGUAUUGCUCAAUUACUAUGAACUAUCUAUACAUGUAAGUGGUUGGAUUCGAUGCGCAUUCCGUAAUACAUUUACGACUGCACGGUUUAGUUUAGGUAAUAUUAGAUCCAAGGGUGCAUCCAAGUUCUGAUAAACUUGUAUUUUCAUUUUUAUUAACACCACCUUCAACUUUGAUAAUUGUAGCUAAACCAAGUGAGUAAAGUUAAGAAGCUUAGAAAAUUAAAAACAAAAAAACUGACUUAAUAAGGAUAGUUUAUAAAAUAUCGCCGUUUAUUAUAUGUAAUAAUAUAUUCUAGCAAAUCCGAUAAUUUGUAUGGAACUAAAUUUGAAUUUUAUUGUAAGAAACGCGCCACAUUUCCUUCUACCUUCGUUCUCCCUCCUCACCGUAUGAACAUACCUCCGGAUGCUAAUAUACUAUACAUAAAUCAAUAAUACUAAAUCAUAAAAAUACACUCUACCUAACCGUGCGAUUACGUUUUGCCGUAUAGAUACUUGGACGAGAUGGCUUCAGUGACCGGAUGUGAUAGGCAAAAGUGGACGAAAACAAUACAGGGAUUAUCACAGGGACUGCAGUGUUUUGGUGGCGAAAUGCCGGUUUUCUUUUGUUCCGGUUGGAUAAUUAAAAAAAUCGGCCACCGGAAUUGCAUGUCUACGGUGUUGUUCGCGUUCAUUAUCCGGUUUUUCAUCUACUCGGUUAUGACCAACCCGUUUUUCGCCAUGGUUGUCGAGAUCCUCAACGGUGCUACGUACGCGCUUGGCCGGGCCGUAGUCGUUUCCUAUUCUAGAACCAUCUCACCACCCGGCACGCACAACACAGUUUUGGGACUAGUUGGACUGUUCGAUUGCAUUGGUGAGUGUUGGGAUACACAUUUAUGUGCAAAUGUUUCAUAAUAUAGAGAUUAUUUUGACAUGUUAUGAGGUCAAGAUUGGUAUUGGAAACAACGUAGGAAGGAGGAAAGAGGGAGAGAGGAAAACCAAUUAUAAAUGAAAUCCCAAAUGUGGUCCACCACUCGUUAGAUUUACAUUUGUAUCGUGAAUGGUGUAUGAUUAUGAAUUAUUUACGUUCCUUAUACCAUUUAACUAAUGAUCACAUUCGAUAUUGACCAAUACUAAUCGUGUAUUCACUAAUCGUAUAUUGUUUAUUUAACUAUAGUGGCGAGAAUUUUCAUUGGGGGAGGGGGAUAUAUAUUCAUUGCAAACAGCCGGGUGACCCCCUGUACUCCAAAAAUGACCCGAUUUAAUACAAUAAAAAUUAUUUCAUUUUUCUACAAAAGUUGUUAAUCUAAUGCCUACAAUUCGUAGUUUUUGAUAUUAGCCAUAUUAAUUAUUAAUGAUUUAAAAUUAUACAAAUGAGUUCACACUUGACACUUUACAAAUUACAAUAUCUUACGUAUACAAAUAUAAAUCAUGCGUACAAUGAUUUAAGGUGCGAUUAUACACUUUGAACCUACUUACCUGAUUUUAACAAGAUAAUGUAUGAUUUGGUUCAAAUUAAAAGAUAGGAUAGUCAAUAGUUGGAAAAUUCAACCCCUAAAGUUAUAAAUAAGGGUUUUGGGGUAUUUUUCGGUAUGAAAAUCUAAUUGUUUAUUUAUUUAUUUAUUUGUGUUUAUUCAUAUUUUGGAUGAAAUAACAAAACAAACAUUUUGGUCCGACAAACCGAUAAAGAUAUUAGCGAUUGGUUUAAUUAAAUUGAAAAAUAAAAUAAAAUGAUUUUAUGAAAAUUGAUAACAGAAGUUUGUCAAUCUUUCUAUCAUCGGUAAAAACACUAUAAACUAUUAAUCUUAAAUAAAUCAUCAAAGAGAAAUAUAUCUUUUUAAAAAGGUCAUGGGGGAUCCAUCCUCCAUAUCCCCCCAUGUAUACUCCCAUAUAUUUAACUCUUAUAGUAAAAUAACAUUUUAAUAGAAUUUUCCACGAAAAUAGAAACAAUUUUAGCCUAAUAAGGUCCGUUUAUAUUUUUACUCCGCUACUUUUGAACAUUUAAAGGCACUAUCAGAUCAAAUAACUUUAAAAUAUAAGUAAUAAGAGUUGUUAUAUACUAUGCAGAUUGAAUUGAUAUAAGUUGGGAUAAAUAUCAAUAUGAAUUGCAUCAUGUUGUUGGGGGAGGAGAGUUUUCAAAGGUUUUCAACAUUGAACAACCAUAAGAAGUUAUAAAGAUGACAUAUUUUAUGUGAAUGGUGUUGGUAUCAAGUAUACGUGUCUUUUGUGUUUUUAAAUUUACAUACUCAUCUCCCCACUAUCAUUUGUGAGCACAAAUUUCAGAAUUGCAGUAUAAAGAAUAAAGGACUAGUAGCAUAAAGGAUAUUUCUUUUAGGUACACAAAAUAGGUUUUGAAAAAUUCUACUCCAGAGAUGGAGCUCUACUGCUUACAGGUUUUUUACUUUUCCGCUGAAAAAUAAGACAUUGUUCAUUCCACUGAAAUGUGACAUUUUUACCGUGUUCUGAUUACAGGUUUAUCGCUGGGCAAUGUACUAGCUGCGCACAUAUAUGAAUUUUACGGAGGAGUAUUGCUUUUCCGUCUGUUUACUUACGGAUCGGCUGUGAUGUGUGCUUUACACGUUGUAUACACUUGGUUUGACAGCGACAAAGUCAAAUUAUGA
Molecule: messenger RNA, 8288 nt
Organism: Cinara cedri
Lineage: Eukaryota; Metazoa; Arthropoda; Insecta; Hemiptera; Aphididae
Source: the annotation of a GenBank genome assembly